Molecule: messenger RNA, 1576 nt
Organism: Carya illinoinensis
Lineage: Eukaryota; Viridiplantae; Streptophyta; Magnoliopsida; Fagales; Juglandaceae
Product: myb family transcription factor PHL7-like
Exons: 7
Coding region: 425-1264 (279 amino acids)
Molecular function (GO): DNA binding; DNA-binding transcription factor activity
Source: RefSeq, a predicted model, not a curated record
GGAAAGUUAAAAUUAAUAUAAAAGCUUCCUAGCAGAAAAGGGUGAGAAUUAAAUGUGGAGGGAAGAGCGAAGACUCGGACUUUGGGUGCCUAUUGGUUAAGACUCAUUUUGUUGUUUCUCGGUUGUCAGCUCCCUUUAAUACCCCUAGAGCCAGAGGGAAUAAUUUCCUGCCGAAUUCCAGUUUGCAUUUCCAAUUUCGGUAAAGUUUGAGGGAGGAGGGAGAGUUGAAAGGAGGGGCUUUGAUUCCCGAGGCGAAUGGAGAUCUGGGUACAUCUCUCAUCGCAGUAGUGUCUGGCUCUUCAUAUAUUUUCCUUCCAGCCUUCUUCUUUUAGCUAAAUGAUAGAUGUAUCAGCCAAAGAGUGUUCAUAAUUCAAGCCUAGUCUAAAAAAACUCGCUUGUUCAUGGUCAGCAUUUAGAUUGUGCUAUGGACCAAAUCAGUGGAGGAAACAGUCACAACAAUGCCAGUCUUGCCUCCAAGCAACGCUUGCGUUGGACACAUGAGUUUCAUGAACGUUUUGUUGAUGCUGUGGCACAACUUGGUGGGCCUGACCGGGCUACACCCAAAGGUGUCCUUAGAGUAAUGGGUGUUCAAGGUCUAACAAUAUAUCAUGUCAAAAGCCAUUUACAGAAAUACCGGCUUGCAAAAUAUCUUCCUGACUCAUCAUCAGAUGGGAAAAAAGCUGAUAAGAAAGAAACUGAGGAUAUGCUUUCAAGUUUGGAUGGUUCAUCUGGGGUGCAAAUAAAUGAAGCACUCAAGCUGCAGAUGGAGGUGCAGAAGCGACUGCAUGAGCAAUUAGAGGUUCAGAGGCAGCUACAGUUACGAAUAGAAGCCCAGGGCAAAUACUUGAAGAAGAUAAUCGAGGAGCAACAACGAUUUGGUGGAGUUCUUUCAGAAACAUCUGGUCCUGGGGUGCCAGGAUCAGGUGACAAUUGCCCAGAUUCUGACAAUAAGACUGAUCCAGCAACCCCUGCCCCAACCUCCGAGGGCCCCCUACAAGACAAGGCUGCCAAGGAACAUGCCUCAGCCAGCCUUUCUAUUGAUGAAUCUUUCUCAUCUCACCAUGAACCAUUGACUCCAGAUUCUGGUUGCCAUCUCAGUUCCCCAGCCGAGAGUCCCAAAGGUGAAAGGUUGAUUAAGAAGCAAAAAGUCCUUGUGGGUGGAGCAUCUGCUAAACCAGAAAUGGUGCUUCCACAUCAGAUACUUGAGUCGAGUUGCACCUCAUACCAGCAGCAAAACUCCAUUUUUCCGUCCAGAGCAGUUUGAACCUUCAUCGGGUAUAUCAAUCAGGAAUGAAGAUCAGAUGGAAAAGUUUGGGGCAAACUGAUAUGUGAUACUGCGCAUGCCAUAACAUUUUUCGUUGUCUGUAGUUUCUUAGCUCUAAUUUAGUCAAAGAACUCUUAUCUCAAAUGUACUGGGAUGAUUAAAUUUCAGCAUGGAGACAUUAGAUGAUGUUUUAUUAAAUUUCAGAGACUUCUUGUAAACAGAUGCUGGGAUUUGGUUCAAUUAUCAGGUGCUACUUGUAACAUGGUCACCCAGAUUUCUAAUAAAUGAAAUAUGAAUCCCUUGCCAUUCAAA